Messenger RNA from Kluyveromyces marxianus DMKU3-1042, 1374 nucleotides. RefSeq names its product Com2p (gene COM2). The coding region runs from base 1 to 1374 and encodes 457 amino acids. Lineage: Eukaryota; Fungi; Ascomycota; Saccharomycetes; Saccharomycetales; Saccharomycetaceae. The transcript has a single exon. Gene Ontology annotation, molecular function: RNA polymerase II cis-regulatory region sequence-specific DNA binding; DNA-binding transcription activator activity, RNA polymerase II-specific. Gene Ontology annotation, cellular component: nucleus. The record is from RefSeq and is a predicted model, not a curated record. Gene Ontology annotation, biological process: regulation of transcription by RNA polymerase II.
AUGAACUAUUCUAUGUAUCAGAACGAUACAGUAGCGGUAUCACAGGAAACUUUGCGAGAAGGGGCGAUGUAUAAUUUGCAGUUAAAGAGAUCAGCUAUUGAUGAUUCAGAAAGUCAGGCUCAAAAUGUGGGUGGAAGGAGUAGCAUGCGUUUAUCAACUUUUGAAUAUGAUGAAUCGGAACUUAGUAACGAUCUCACGGGCAAGACUUUGGAGGAUGAAAUUCUAAGUUUUCAACAAGGAACAUCCAUUAGGGCAAUGGGUGAUAAUAUCCGAAGACUUUCGAUAAGCGAGAAUCACAGGGACCAUCCUAUGUUUUAUGAAUUCGAGUACUUUAAUAGAGGUUUCAAACAAGAUAUUCCUAGUUCCGUGUUUUCCGAUGAAGAAGAUGACAUGGAUUUGGGCUUGGAUUCAAAUUUAGAUUUAGAAAUGGAUAGGGAAUCCAUUUUCGUGAAUAUAGGUUCCAAAUCUACAAACUCUUCUAACCAUACCCCUUCAGCAUCAACCAGUUCUAUGGCUCUAUUAUUAUCUGGUUUGGAUGAAGAUGUAUCCAUGAAUUUAGAUUUAGAUGACCAGCAAGACGUUACAGGUAACGGAAAUGGUAAUGGAGUAAAGAAACUAUUCAAAUUGAAUAAAAUGUUUCGCAUGAAUAACAGAGACCUUGCAUCUGAAGAUGAGCCAGAGCAAAUCUUCAAAAAGAAAUACUUCUGGUCAAGAAAGCCAACUGUUCCCAUAUUAAGAGACUCUAAGAAUGAACAAACGGGUUAUUCUUCUUCCCAAAACUCUAGCUUUCAUAACGAUCAGCUAAUAGUUUCCGGGGUGGAAGACUCAACAAUGAACACUGCCAAUGUUAAUCCAAUUAAGCUGGUCACUGUGGAAAAAAACAUGGCUGACAACUAUUCCCCUACACUUAGCUCGGGAAGCUCGAAGAUAAAUAGCUUAGAACCGGAAAUGGCACUUUCAUCAAAUUCAUCUAUUGUGUCACAAAUAAAACCAAACACAACGGGAUCCACUAGCAUUAGUUCUUCUUCCUCAUCUUAUGUGCAAACUCCGGUUUCAGUUCAUUCUUCUAAAGCACAAUCUCUUUCGCUGUCUAAGCUGAAUAUACAAAAUAACCUGGGGUCUACCAUUAUCAAAAAGCAACAUGGUGUUCCAAAGACGCGGGGGCGGAAACCUUCGCCAAUCCUAGAUGCAUCUAAACCUUUCGGUUGCGAAUACUGUGAUCGUAGGUUUAAGAGACAAGAACAUCUAAAAAGACACAUUAGGUCGCUGCACAUAUGCGAAAAACCAUAUGGCUGUGAUAUCUGUGGGAAAAAAUUCAGCAGAAGUGACAACUUGAGUCAACAUUUAAAAACGCACACGCAUGAUCAAAAAUGA